Messenger RNA from Armigeres subalbatus, 2393 nucleotides. RefSeq lists its product as uncharacterized. Gene Ontology annotation, molecular function: protein dimerization activity. Lineage: Eukaryota; Metazoa; Arthropoda; Insecta; Diptera; Culicidae. The record is from RefSeq and is a predicted model, not a curated record. The transcript is spliced from 3 exons.
GCAGAGUUAUUGGAUAAUUAUUGAAAUGUCACUUUUUCUAAUUUCAGUUUAAUUAUCCAAUUCAGACAGACCUUUAAUUAAUUUUUUUUUAUCACAUAAGUGUUUACCGGAAGUAAUUUGGUUGAAACAAUUUUCAACAUUUAUUGACAUAAAUUAUUCAAAAUGUGGCUGGUAAAAUGGAAAGGAAAAUGCAAAAAAACAUAUUUGUGUGGAAAAAUUGCCUGCGGUAAUAAUUUUUUUAUAUAGGACAUUUCGACAUAUUGAGCUAGUUCUCUGCCUUUCUUCACACUUUUUCUCCUUCGAGGAUUUUAUCUAAUGAACUGUCAGUGGUUAUGUGACAAGUGCCUUCGAUUAAGCAAAUUCAUCAAAGACGUUGAAUAAUGGCUUCUAAAAACCGAUCAAAUGUGGAAUUGUUUGAUUAUUUCAAAAAUAAAAAGUGGAUUUCGGAAGAUGGAAAAGAGAUGAGUGCAGUAACAUGUAAUCUGUGCAACGAUCCUGAAAGAACAAUUAAAUGUUCCGCCAAAUGAAAUUUGAAACGGCACAUUAUUCUCAAGCACAAGGACAAGGCAAUAGAACUUGGUUUUCAGGAGGAAGCUGUGUGCUCCGAUUCUUCAAUAUCGUUAACAACUGCUCCAGGAACUAAGAAGAGAGUUUCUUUUACAGUAGAUCCGAAUCGCUACAUAAUGAAUUUGGUGCAAUGGGUAACAGUUGGCAACGUACCUCUUCAGUUUUUCAAUCUGGAAUGCGUUCAGGAAGUUCUCCAUCCGAUUCACGAUUCAUUGAAAAUUGGUCAUAUGAAUCGUCAUAACGUUAUCCAGUACAUUCACGAGGUUACUACAAAACUAGUAAAAUUCAUUUCCUUGGAGUUGAAUGGAAAGCAAAUUUCGAUUAAAGCAGAUAUUGCCUCACGAAAGGGUAGAACAAUACUCGGAAUCAAUGCACAAUUUAUUAAGCAAGGUCAAAUUGUCGUUCGUACAUUGGUUAUGUGCGAAAGAUUCGACAGGAACACGGCUGAGAACAUCAUGGAAGAAGUUUUGAAAGCGCUGUCGACAUUCGGCGUCGAAUUGGCCCAAGUGUAUAGUAUCACUACUGACAAUGGCAGCAACAUGCUGAAAGCCUCAAAACUUCUCCGGAACUGCCAGGAGCUUAACGAUAACAUCAUGGAUGAAUGUGAAGAUAUCGAUGCCAAUAAAAGUUACUUGGAUACUGUACAAGAUGACAUAACGGACAUUGAUGACGAACUCUCAGAAAGCGAAAACUCUUCAACUGAUACAUCCGAUUCCGAGAUGCACUGGGACGAUGAAUUUCAACUGCAAGAGAUCCAAGAUGAACUUCCAGUAAUAGAAAAGGCAAGUCUCAUAGGAAUAAGGUGCGCGGCACAUACAGUACAACUUUCAGUGUUAGACGUUUUGAGAAAGGAUUCGCUUGCCAAAUUCCUGAAGAAAAUCCGGAAGCUUGUGAAAAUUUUGAGAGCCCAGCCGUAUGGCAACUCAUUCAAGCUUGACAAAUCGAGGAAACUUCCGUUUCUUGAUGGUGACACGCGCUGGGGCUCAUCUUACUUGAUGGUUGAUUGUCUUCUACAGCAGCAAGAUUUCAUCAACAGCUUACUCUCAGCCGAUUUGAAAAAACAAUAUGGUACCUGUUUUUGGAAACGUGUGGACCAAUUUGUCGAUGCAACCAGACCUCUGUAUGUUUUGACUAAACGCAUUCAGGAAGAAACGCUCACAUGUGGGUCAUUCUAUUUAUAUUGGAAAGAAUGUUGUCUGGAGCUAGAAGAAUCCACAGAAACCCUUGCGAAACAAUUACUGGAAGCACUAAUCCAACGUAAACCAAUGUGGUUCAACAAUGCUGCUUUCUACGCUGCAUUAUAUGUAGAUCUCAGGUUGAAUGAGUUUGAUCCACCUGUUCUCACAGCAGAGCAAAAAGAAGAGGCAAUUAAGCAUCUGUUGGCUACAUGGCAAUCACUACAGGCUAUUGGCGGGAAGAAAACAAUGUCCGAAGACCUUGAUCCAUCCAGUCCUUCAACCUCAAAAAGCGCACCUCUGAAACGUGUCCAACAACUUCUUUUAGUGAGCCGUCAGUCGAAGCCAUCUGACAUAACUGAAAUGGAAAAAAAGAUUAGACGUAUCUCGCUAGAACCGGCUUUGCCUCUGGAUUGUGAUGUCAUUGAGUGGUGGGAGAAGCAAUAUAACAAAGAUGUGGGCCUUGUUCAGCUUGUUCUCACUGUACUGCAGCUCCCGUGUACUCAAGUUUCUGUUGAGCGAUCUUUCAACGGUUUGGGGCAAAUUUUGUCAAAGUUCCGAUUAUCUCUUGGAUCGUUGUCAUUGCAGCAGAUUUUGUUCCUGAAAGCUAACAAGGAUAUGAUUAAAACAGUUUACUUUGAUUUUAAAUAA